Messenger RNA from Sorghum bicolor (sorghum), 1913 nucleotides. RefSeq lists its product as uncharacterized. The record is from RefSeq and is a predicted model, not a curated record. The transcript is spliced from 2 exons. Gene Ontology annotation, molecular function: protein binding. The coding region runs from base 65 to 1693 and encodes 542 amino acids. Lineage: Eukaryota; Viridiplantae; Streptophyta; Magnoliopsida; Poales; Poaceae.
UAGUUGUAGAAGAUUUUAUCGUUCAUAAUCAAUCUGUAAGUCAUCAAAUCUAGUGACGAUACAAAUGAAACUCGGAUUAAACCUCCUCUCGCCUAAAGUAGGACAAUAUGGCUCCGUCUGCCUACAUCAAAUCAAAAAGAAAAAAGAAAAAAAAAAGAAAGAAAAGAAAAGAUUAGCCUCCGCCGCCGCUCCCGUUCCCCGCUUGCCGGCGUCGGCCUCGUCCAUGUACAUGGACGAUCAAGGCCUCCUCUCUGAGCUCCACCUCGCCGUUGAUCUUCGGCCUUCACAGACGGCACGGGGCACGAGUACACUCGGGCGGGAUGAGAAGCGUCGCCGGCUCACGGGGCCAUCGCCGGCUUCACCGAUGGACCUCGACGAUCCCCUCUCCGAGAUCCUCCUCCGCCUGCCCCCGCUGCCGUCCUCGCUCCCCCGCGCGUCCCUCGUCUGCACCCGCUGGCGCCGCCUCGUCACCGACCCCAGCUUCUUGCGGCGCUUCCGCGCCCACCACUGGAAGCCCCUCGGCGUCUUCUUUGGAGGAGACAGAGAUCUCUCCUUCAGCUUCUUCUUGGGUCCGCGGGACUCCGCCCCGUCGGAGCGCUUCUCCCUGCGCGUGCCACGCGAGUGCCACGAGGGCGGCGGCGGGGGCCAGGCCGGUCGCAAUGACUGCUUCUGGGAAUUCUUCGGUUGCCGCCAUGGGCGCGUGGUCCUAGCCAACCGCAGUGGCUAUGGCUACGGCACCCGCCAGAUCCUGGUGUGGAACCCCGUCACAGGGGAGGACCAUCUCCUAGGAGUUUCGCAGUUCUCGGAUUCUAAUCAGAGCCCGUACGGGUUACAUAUGCAAGCGGCAGUAAUCUGUGCCUCCGGCCACAAUGGACCCUUCAAGCUUGCUUUGGCGUGGGAGGACAGGAGCAGAGCACAUGUCUGCGUCUACUCGUCAGAGACCGGUGCAUGGGGCAAUAUCGCCUCGACAGCAAUUCUCCGGCCCUGGUUCAUUGUUGGCCGUGGAAAUGUCAUGGUUGGGAACACUAUAUACUGGAUUCUAUUUGGCGGUCGGGUUCGCAUCCUUGAAUUUGAUUUGGAUAGACAGAAACUAUCUGUGAUAAAGGUGCCCCAAGCCGCCAAUGAUUAUGAAAACCAUUGUGGUGUCUUCUUGUGUACGCUGGCAAAGGGUGGUGGCCUUAGUUUGAUGGUCAUGUCAGAGAACCUCAGAGGUCAACUUUGGGUGUGGGAGAAGACGGCUGACGGUGUUUUUCAAUGGAUGCUUCAAGGAACAAUUGAACUGGACAUGCUUCUUUCACUGAGAUCAGAGGGGCACCGAUCAAUACUUUGGCUUGAAGGGGAUGAUAAUGUCAUGUUUGUGUCAACAUAUAAAGGCAUUUUCAUGGUUCAUCUCCAGUCAAUGCAGUUUGAGAAGAUUUUCGAGACCGAUGCUGUCAGCGAUGGGUCUAUCUUUCCAUUCAAGUAUCUCCAUGCUCCAGGUGACAUUUUGCAUCAGGGAGGUGUAGGCAGCGGGGUUCAAGGAAGCGGACAAGGUCAUGGAGAAGACGGUGGGGUUCAAGGAAGUGGACAAGGGCAUGGAGAAGACAGAGCCGACAGGCCAGUCCCACAUGUCAGCAUCAAAGAUGGAGGAGUUGCUGGGCUGAAGCGGGCCGAUGCGCAUGUGAGUUGGGAAGGAGGUGGCCCGAUGUGGUGAAAACAAAAGAGUUGGAUGUCCUAACAAAAGGGGAACCCCGUUUUGAAGGAUAGCAAGAGUUUUGUCCUGAUGGAAUUUAGGAAUUUUUUUUUGAAGGCUGGUUUCAGACUCGAAUUCGAAUGAGUUUCAUAUUCGGCUUGAGGGAGUUUAUAUACCACCAGAGGUUCACACUCGUUGCAGUCGUCCACACAAUCUGUAUGUUCAGUUUAAUGCCUACCAA